AUGGACACUACCAUACAGGUUCUGGAGAUCGCUAUAGCUGCCACAAAGGCCGUACCGGUCGCAGGACAUUACCUCGAGAGCAUCCUUGGUACUGCACUACAGAUCGCCAAGACUGCGGAGAGAGCGAAAUCGAACAAGGAAGAUUGUCAGCUGCUGGCGCGUCGUGCUGCAGCUGUCGCGGGGGCGAUAGCCAACAAGGUGAUGCGUAUGGAAGUGGAACAAGUCGCCAAUUUGAACUCAGAUAUCGAAGCCCUCCUAAGAACUUUGGAACGAACCUGGAAGUUUUCUCAUAAAUUAUCGGAGCUCAGCAUACUCAGCAGGAUCCGGAGCUACUCCAAGAUCAACGCGGAACUUAAGCAAAUUUCAUGUGACUUCCAGGAUGCGCUUAAUAUAUUCGGGAUCAAUUCUCAGCUUCACUCGGGAGUGGAGAUGGCGCAUUUGAGGAUAGCGCUCGAAGGUAUCCAACGUUCUGUUGACAGCGUCGCUGCGAUGCAGAAAUCGGAGAGUCUUUACGACGGCGACUUCAUGUUGCUCCGCAGCUCCGACAUAAUCAUUCAGAAAGAACUACGGCGAUUGCAAGGCGAAGAUUCAGUGACAUAUCUCGUCACUCUCCGCACAACAAAUGAAACACUUGUCAUGAAGAGGUAUUCUCGACGCGACGCUGCAUACAAUCUCAAGCUGAAGCUGCUCCGGGACAUGCGCCUCCGGUUCUCCCAUGUCGAGCAAUUGAUCGGUUACUCCCGUAGUGAAUCCACACCCUUCUACGUGACCCACACGGGUCGUACAGAUGUCAAGUCAUGCAUGACCAACAUAAGAUCUAUGGAGCAACUCAGGCAUGUGGUGACAUGGACCCAUGAAAUACAGGAUACCGUACAAUCUCUCCAGAGCUACAUGAUCCAACUCUAUGGCAAGAUAUGGCAUGGCGAAAUCAUGACAUGUAUGAUAACGUCCCGCACAACGAACCUUGGAGCGGUGCGGCAAGGCGACAUCAUUCCAUCCACCCUCUAUUUCUUUGAAUAUCCCCACGUCGAGAUCGGACCUCCGCACGUGGCCUGGGGCUAUUGGUCCUCGGAUGAGGAGGGAAACAAUACAUCGACUGUCACCUCUUGCUACUACGAUCGGGAAACGGGAGAUGGGGCGCGAUGGAGUCUUCAGCUGAAGCUGGAUGGAUUGACAUUCAUGAUGAGCCGUUUUACCGUACUGGACUACGCUGCUUUGACGGACGACCUCGUUACUCUUAUCAGGGACGGCCAUGCUGAGGACCAAAACGACGACGGCAGCAACGGUGGUAUCAAUGAAGAGAACCGGGGAUCAGAGGACGGCAGCGAGGAUGACUAUGUCGACGCACAAGACUUCUUUUCGUGA
Molecule: messenger RNA, 1365 nt
Organism: Punctularia strigosozonata HHB-11173 SS5
Lineage: Eukaryota; Fungi; Basidiomycota; Agaricomycetes; Corticiales; Punctulariaceae
Exons: 11
Coding region: 1-1365 (454 amino acids)
Biological process (GO): cell surface receptor signaling pathway
Source: RefSeq, a predicted model, not a curated record